This is a messenger RNA of Mauremys reevesii (Reeves's turtle), 3024 nucleotides long. RefSeq names its product potassium inwardly rectifying channel subfamily J member 5 (gene KCNJ5). NCBI's taxonomy places the organism in Eukaryota, Metazoa, Chordata, Testudines, Geoemydidae. The transcript has 7 exons. Gene Ontology annotation, biological process: potassium ion import across plasma membrane; regulation of monoatomic ion transmembrane transport. Gene Ontology annotation, cellular component: plasma membrane. The record is from RefSeq and is a predicted model, not a curated record. Bases 749 to 2176 code for a protein of 475 amino acids. Gene Ontology annotation, molecular function: G-protein activated inward rectifier potassium channel activity.
GCUUCCUGGGAAGAGGGCAGAGUGCUUGGGAAGACUGCAGGAAGGUAGGCAGCAGUCAGUCCCUGGGAAAAAGGUUCUGGGAGCUGGGACACUCAGAGAGAGAAGGGAAGCUGGGUGUGGUAGGCAGCAGUCCAGGGAAGGAGCAGUGAGGGCUGGAAGGGGGAAGCCCAGAACUGCUGAGUUGAGUAUCCCUGGACUAGAACCCGGAGCAGAGGGCAGGCCCAGGUUCCCCUACCAGCCACUGGGGAGACACUGAAGGUCCUGGGGCAAGAGGAGCUUCAGACCUGAGUCAGAGUGAUGGUGUCCAAAUUGUGGACAGAAGCAUUGACCUCAGGAACUAAUCCCCACAGUGACCAGGAGGAGGCACCAGAUUGGAGGUUUUUUAGAAAGAAGGAGAGCCGAUGCCUGUGUGAAGGUGACACCAUCCUCAGUGCUGUGCUGGAAACAGCAUCUGGAGCCAUGUCCUGGUCCCAAAAGAGGCAGAGCCAACACUCCAUCCCCACUAGGAACUUGCUCUCCGAGGACAUAAACAACUCCUGCCACAGAAAAAAAGGGGAGGCACUGCAAAGGAAGGAGGCGGUAGGGAGGGAAGAGCCUGGGAUAAGAAGACCCUAAUGCUCUGGUGAUGGCAUGGACCGAACGCCCUUCCAGCGACUGUUUUUACCUUCCUCCCAGUUCUGUCUCCACCGGGUCCCCCAAAAGCAUGAAGGAGCAAGACUGAUGCAGCGCCAUUGUUAGCAACCCAACUAUGGCUGGAGAUUCUAGGAUCUUCAUGAACCAGGACAUGGAAAUUGGAGUCACACCCAUGGAUCCCAAGAAGUUUCCCAGACAGCCGCGGGACUAUGUCCCUAUCGCCACUGACCGAACCCGUCUCCUGGCAGCAGAAAUCAAGAAGCCGCGCCAGCGUUACAUGGAGAAGAGUGGCAAGUGCAAUGUGCACCAUGGAAAUGUCCAUGAAACCUACCGGUACCUUAGCGACCUCUUCACUACUCUGGUGGACCUCAAGUGGCGCUUUAACCUCCUUGUUUUUACCAUGGUUUAUACUGUCACAUGGUUGUUUUUUGGGUUCAUUUGGUGGCUUAUUGCCUACAUCCGGGGAGAUCUGGACCAUCUUGAAGAUGAGAACUGGAUCCCCUGUGUUGAAAAUCUCAGUGGAUUUGUCUCCGCGUUUCUGUUUUCCAUUGAGACUGAGACCACAAUUGGGUACGGCUACAGGGUUAUCACUGAAAAGUGCCCCGAGGGCAUCAUACUGCUCCUGAUUCAGGCUAUUCUAGGCUCCAUUGUCAAUGCGUUCAUGGUAGGGUGCAUGUUUGUCAAAAUCAGCCAACCAAAGAAAAGGGCCGAGACCCUCAUGUUUUCCAAUAAUGCAGUGAUUUCUAUCAGGGAUGAGAAGCUCUGUCUAAUGUUCCGGGUCGGGGACCUCCGGAAUUCCCACAUUGUUGAGGCUUCCAUUAGAGCCAAGUUGAUCAAGUCCAAACAGACCAAAGAAGGGGAAUUUAUCCCCUUGAACCAAACGGACAUCAACGUGGGCUUUGAUACGGGGGACGACAGGCUAUUCCUGGUUUCACCACUCAUCAUCUCACACGAAAUCAAUGAGAAGAGCCCCUUCUGGGAGAUGUCCCGUGCCCAACUGGAGAAGGAGGAGUUUGAAAUCGUGGUCAUCUUGGAAGGAAUGGUCGAAGCAACAGGGAUGACUUGCCAGGCCCGGAGCUCCUAUAUGGACAAAGAGGUGCUAUGGGGACACCGCUUCACUCCCGUCCUCACUCUCGAGAAAGACUUUUACGAAGUCGACUACAACAGUUUCCACUGCACCUACGAAACCAACACCCCCACGUGCUGUGCCAAGGAGCUGGCCCAGUCUUUCCAAGAGGGCCGGCUCCUCCGCCACCUCUCCAGCGCCACCCUCCUGAGCGGGGGCGAGGAAGCAGAGACAGCAAAAGAGGAACAGGAGGUGGAAGAGGAAGGAAGGGAGGAGGCUGGGCUGAAUGGAGCCAAUGGAACAGCAGGAGAGGAGCCUUCAGUCCAUGGCUCAAGUGCGCUCCUGAUGUCAGGGAGAAUAAUGGAAAGUGAAACCAGAGCUGAUCUUUGCAAGGCAGAGUGGAGACCAUUCGAAACCAAAUACUUUAGCCCCGCUGCUUUUGCAACCCAAACAUCGCAGCAUGGAGCUAGUACAUGAGAACCUAAGUGUGGAAAUGACUGGAGAGCGAAACUGAUCGGUCGUUUUCGUUGCCUCAAGGCAAGAGAAAUGCACCAUGAGAAAGCACUUCACUGGAACUGCUCAUUGAGUAAGGUACUAUUUAGCAUAUGUCAAGAUGGCAAAAUUAGACUAAAUAUUAAGGUAAUAGUGGCAGUUGAAUGACAGUGAAAAUCACAAUAGAAACAAAUAUGACAAAUAUUAAAGGGAGAAAUAUUAAAUAACAAUAGCCCCUCCCUAUGCUCAUCUCUCACUGUUCUUCAUUAUUUGUCCAUCAUUUUUAUGCCAAAUAAGUGAGCAAUGCAAUCACUACUGAAUUCACGCCCCAUCUGCCUCCCUCUCAUACAGCAUCUGAGCUCAGCUGUUUCUGUUCCUCCCAGAAUAGAAAGAGGAGAGACAGAUGCCAGGCACAGACAGGGAGAUUCUUUUCCUGAUGGAAGGAAGCAAAUAGAAGCUCAUUUGGGUUUUGUUCUCCCCAGAACGUGACAUCUUUUCAUCACCAGACAGGCCACAUAGUUCAAGCAGUGAUUAGCACAGGAAGGAAGUGGGAACUCAGAGAUCAUGAUUCAGGCAGGAGCAACUCCCCAAAUGCUGCGUGAAACAGUAGCAGAGAGAAGUGCAUGUGAUUGUAUUGUGGCAUAUUUAAUUUCACAAUAUUUAAUUUUAUUGAUUCAUAAUUGUCUCUUUGUUACCCUGUGCUCUUCCUGUCUGUCUGCUUUACCGACCUGUGGUCUGCCAUCUUACAGUUAGGUUGUAAGCUCUUUGGGGCAGGGACUGUCUCUUUGUUAUGCCUUUGUACAGCACUCGGCACAGUGGGGCUCAGGUGUCCA